Messenger RNA from Drosophila elegans, 1559 nucleotides. It is a transcript of the gene yellow-f2, whose product is annotated as L-dopachrome tautomerase yellow-f2. Lineage: Eukaryota; Metazoa; Arthropoda; Insecta; Diptera; Drosophilidae. Gene Ontology annotation, cellular component: extracellular region. The coding region runs from base 78 to 1436 and encodes 452 amino acids. The record is from RefSeq and is a predicted model, not a curated record. The transcript is spliced from 4 exons.
UUCAGUUGCUAUUGAAGUCUCAACCUGGCAAGGCGAACGAGCCGAGCUUGAUUAAGUUAGCCAGCAAACGAAAAGCAAUGUUAUCGCCGCAACUACUGAUUCUGUGCCUAAUCGCGGGGUUACAACUGCUUUCCAAGGCUGAAGCUGAUCCCAUGAUAGAGGUCUUCAAAUGGAAGCAGAUGGACUUCUACAAUCGUGGCGAUGGACAUUCGGGGCUAACCGGCAGACCAGACAGACCCAGCUUCUCAGCUCCGGUUGUCUUCCCAGGAAGGUAUUCACGUCGGAAGCGUGAGACUAUGACCUCCCGCGAUUCGCCGGUGGUCAUAAAUAACCGUGUGGGUAGUGAUGACCCCAAUGCCCCCUACAUUCCGUACAACAAUGUCCCAAUGGGAACGACUCACUUCCGGGGACGCCUUUUUGUCACGAUGCCGCGACGACGGGUGGGCAUCCCGUCCACCUUGAACUACAUCGAUUUGGCCAAGGAUGGACUAGAUCGGAGCCCCAAGCUGCGGGCCUAUCCCAACUUUGAGCUCAACCAGUUCAACGCGAGUGCGGAAAACCUGGUGUCCGUAUACAGGACCUCCGUGGAUGCCUGCCAGCGACUUUGGUUUAUCGACACUGGAAUGCUGGAGUACCCAAAUAACCGGCAACAGAUUCGUCGUCCCAGUAUCUGGGUGGUCGAUUUGGCCACCGAUCGAGUGCUGAAGCGCUUCGACAUCCCGGAGAGCAUUGCGGAGACGGGUCGCGGAUUGGCCAGCAUCACCGUCGAUGUGCAGGCGGGAAAGUGCGACGAGGCCUACGCCUAUAUUCCCGAUCUGGUGUACCGGCGACUGUACGUCUAUCACCUGCGAAACGAUCGGAUGUGGUCCUUCGAGCACAACUACUUCAACUUCGAUCCGCUUUCCGGGGAUCUGAGCAUUGGAGGACAGACCUUCCGCUGGGAUGACGGCAUCUUCUCAGUCACCUUGGGAGCACACAAGCCAGAUGGCAGCCGGGACGUCUACUUCCAUCCCAUGGCCAGUACGCAUGAGUUUGUGGUGUCCAACCGCGUUUUGCAGCAGGAGUCCAAUGCUGCGCGCUCAGAUCACGGAAACGAUUUCCGGGUUCUGGGAAGCCGCGGUCCGUCCACACAGUCCACGAUGCACGGAUACGAUCCAAGAACCGGAGUGAUCUUCUUCGCUGAGAUCCAGAAAAACGGAGUGGGCUGCUGGAAGACCAGCAAGCCGAUCUCGGCGGAAAACUAUGGCACUGUGGACUCCAAUGCAAGGGAUAUGAUCUACCCCAGUGACUUGUCGAUCGACGAGGAAGGAACUAUUUGGGUGAUGUCCAACUCCAUGCCCAUCUUUAUUUACUCCACGCUGGACACCAAUGUAUACAACUUUCGCAUUUGGAAGCAAAAGGCUUCGCUGGCGAAAAGGGGAACAGUUUGUGAGUGAUUUAAGAGGAAUCGCUCGAAUGGAUGUUGCCCACGUUAGUUAAAUAAGUAACAAUAUAUACUUAAGUGAAUCGAAAUUACCCACUGAAACUUUUGUACAAAAUAUAUGCACCGUUGAAAUUGA